AUGGGUCGGACUUUUGCUGUUGGUUGCCCUCCUUUUGAGGUCAAGCUUUCUUUUUGCGAUCAGCUCUUUCCUCCGACCCAUUCAAAGCGAAUUCUAUGCUUCCAACUCAAUUCCGACGUUGACCGCCAACAUGUUGUGGACUAUCUUCACAUCGCAUUCCACAAUACCAUUCAACGCGUCCCUUUCCUCGCUGGGACUGUGGUUACCACCUCGCAAGAUGAAGGUGGUCGACCAUGGAUUCGCAAAAUCAUUCCUGAGGGUGCUGCGCAUCUUGUCAUCAAGGACCUAUCGAAAGACCUGAGCUUUUCUAAGCUCGCCGAAUCGAACUUUUCUCAGGAACUCCUGAACACGGAGCAGCUAUGUCCCCUUCCCGAGGUUGGAUACUUCCGAGCCAGCUCCGUCGACGUUUGCCGUUUUCAAGCGAACUUCGUAGAAGGCGGUCUUCUACUCGUCGUCUCCAUUAUCCACUAUGCGGCCGAUGGUCGAGGGGUGACUGAGAUAAUUGGAGACUUCGCCGAGGAGUUCAGGAAGGCGCAGUCAGGGGAGACGAAACAUCCCCUCAAAGUCAGGGACACUGUGUACUACUCUGAUCGGAACACUGUUGUCUCUGGGAGGGGACUUCCUGGUGAUAUCUCAAAGCAUGAAGCUUGGACUUCGUCACCAUCAUUGGCGCACUCCUUGAUACACAAUGUGAAGAACUCUUGUCGCACAUUCCGUAUAGAUACCAAGGCCCAAUCAGAGCUGAAGAAGAUUGUUUCUGCAUCGUCUCUUGGUUCCGAAGAUUGGUUCUCAACCAAUGAUGCUAUAUCUGGGUUCAUAUGGCGCAGCAUCAUGCUUGCCCGAAAUCGGGCAGGAAUUCUUGAUGCUGGUGCUGAAAUCCAUGUGGCACAACCCCUGGACUGCAGAUCUCAUCUUGGAAUCACUGAGCAGUUCUAUGGCAAUGCCGUGUAUAUGUCACAGGCAUCAGAGCAGUUUUCGGUGAUGGCUGAUCCUGAGAAUGGCCUUGCCUCUGCCUCGCGAGCUAUACGAGCCCAAAUCAGAUCAAUGACGGGAGAGAAGUUCCAAGACUUGGUGGGAUACAUCGAGCGAACGAUUCUAGAAUCUCCGACACGCAUGAAGAUUCUGGAGUCUAUGCACACGAGUGGUAUCAUCUUGACAAGUCUACUGAAGUUCAAUCUGCAUUCGAUCAACUUUGGACCCCUGUUUGGCGAUGGUCAUAUCAAGGCUUUACGUCUGCCAGCAACCGGAACCCAAGCUGGAGCCGUCAUCAUUAUGCCGAAGCUGUCUGACGGAAGCUGUGAGUUUAUGCUCACAGAGACAUCCGAGACCAUGGAAUGUCUGAUGGAGGAUCCGUUCUUCUGCCGCUUUACCGGAGGAGAAAGUCUCGCACGUGAAUCCAUGGCAAACCCCCAGAGUAACUCAUCCCAACCAUCGCUCGAGACCAUCCCUGCUGAUAACACCAACGGAACUGCCAGCGCAGUCGAAGUAGAGAUUGAGCAAAUCCCUAAGGUUGAAAGCACGCAGAGGGAGACAAACGGUGUUGCUCAUGAAAGCAUCGCGGCAAUUGCCAAUGGCGUAACGGAAAUAGUCGCCAAUGAAGGUCUCGCGCAAGGCAAAGUAGUUCAUGAAGAUGCUGCAGUCGGAACACGACCUUCGCUUCCUUCUCACGCACUUAACAGUGUGGUCAAAAGACUGCAUGAUCUUGAGCUUGGCCAGAUAGUCGUCGUGAAGACGACCAGCACGCUGGUCAUAAGCACUGUGCAAGCUCCACACAUUGGCAACAUCAAAAUCAUUGAGCUUCAGCGACCCCAAGCUAGAAACGCGAUCUCGCGGCAGUUGCUCAAGGACCUCAGCCAAGAGAUCGAAGAGAUACACACCGACGCUGGCAAGGCUGAGACUCGGGCACUGGUUCUUGCAAGUGCUGUUGAUGGCGUCUUCUGCGCUGGAGCCGACUUGAAAGAACGGAAACUCAUGAGCCCGGCCGAAACAGAAGAGUUCUUGACUGAUCUGCGGGCACUGUUCACUCGUCUUGCCACCUUGCCCGUGCCGUCGAUUGCCUGUGUAUCCGGCAAGGCGCUCGGUGGCGGUUUCGAGCUGGCGCUUUGUUGCCACCUCCGGAUCUUCUCUUCUGAUGCCGUGGUUGCGUUGCCCGAAACUAGGCUUGCGAUUAUACCUGGCGCUGGAGGCACCUACCGCCUUUCGAAGAUAGUGGGUAUGUCACAUGCCCUCGACCUUAUUUUGACCGGCCGCCAAGUGCAGGCUCAGGAGGCUGCGGCCAUGGGAUUGUGCAAUCGCCUUGUCACGACUGACAUUGCCAACAAUAUCCUGACUGCGUCGCUGAAACGCGCCCUUACUCUGAAUGCCAGUCUCGUACUCGCGAAAGAAAUAGCCAGCGGUGGGCCUGUCGCCGCGAUGGCUGUGAUCAGCGCUUUCUCACAUACCUGCGCCAGUUGUGAGCAGAAUGAAAAUGCUGCUUAUGAGUCCGUUCUCGGGACAAAAGAUCGGACAGAAGCACUCCAGGCGUUCAGUGAGAAGAGGACAGCUGUCUUCACCGGCGCGUAA
Messenger RNA from Neoarthrinium moseri, 2562 nucleotides. RefSeq lists its product as uncharacterized. Gene Ontology annotation, molecular function: enoyl-CoA hydratase activity. NCBI's taxonomy places the organism in Eukaryota, Fungi, Ascomycota, Sordariomycetes, Amphisphaeriales, Apiosporaceae. Gene Ontology annotation, biological process: fatty acid beta-oxidation. Gene Ontology annotation, cellular component: mitochondrion. The record is from RefSeq and is a predicted model, not a curated record. The transcript has a single exon. Bases 1 to 2562 code for a protein of 853 amino acids.